Stegastes partitus (bicolor damselfish) is the source of this 2629-nucleotide messenger RNA. RefSeq names its product SYS1 golgi trafficking protein (gene sys1). The record is from RefSeq and is a predicted model, not a curated record. The coding region runs from base 241 to 711 and encodes 156 amino acids. NCBI's taxonomy places the organism in Eukaryota, Metazoa, Chordata, Actinopteri, Pomacentridae. Gene Ontology annotation, cellular component: Golgi membrane; trans-Golgi network. Gene Ontology annotation, biological process: protein localization to Golgi apparatus; Golgi to endosome transport; Golgi to plasma membrane protein transport. The transcript has 4 exons.
AACAGGUUUAGCCACUUCACUGCUAAAUACAUCCAUGAUACAAGGCCCAGCUGACACAGACGGAGCUUUAAACAUCAGAAACAACCGAAGGGACUGUUGUUAAUGCGGUAGCCGGAAGUCUUUCUCAUCCAGGGUUCAGAUUUUGAGAUCACACACAGGUCAGUCUGGAUGGGCCAGCUGCUCACAAUCGGGCCCAGUUCCUAACAUCCUUUGGGCCUGUACGUGUAACAUCUGUCAGCGAUGGCCAGUCACUUUCGUAGCUACAUCUGGGACCCGGUCCUCAUUGUGUGCCAGAUUGUGCUGAUGCAGUGCAUCUACUACAGCUUCUUGGGCCUGUGGUUGGCUGGAGUGGACAGCCUUGUGCAAAGUGGUCGUUCAUUGGACCAGAUCUUCAGCUAUGAAGUCCUUGGCUUUGCAACCAUGCAAGGCAGACUCUCAAUGAUGGCAUUCAUCUUAAAUUCUCUUACAUGUGCCCUUGGUCUGUGGUUCUUCAUCCGCCGAGGGAAGCAGUGCCUGGACUUCACUGUCACUGUUCACUUUUUCCAUAUGAUCGGCUGCUGGAUUUAUAACGCUCAUCUUCCAGCUGCCCUGUCCUGGUGGCUUGUCAAUGUAGCCUGCAUGGCGUUGAUGGCUGUAAUUGGCGAGUACUUGUGCAUGCGGACUGAGCUCAGGGCAAUUCCAGUCAAUACUGGGCCCAAAUCUAACCUGUGAAUUGUCUUUGACACCACACUGAAAGUUUGCGGAUGAUUGACCCUUGAGGAACUCACUGAGAAGGUUUUUCCACAGGAAAAACAAAGGAACGUGACCUUCCGUCAACAUACAUGUUGGACUGUCAUACAUCAUCUUAUCAAGUGAUUCACCAGAUGAACUCUAUUUAUUCAUAGCUGCCCAUUAAAUGUUGGACAGUAUUAACUCUGUAGCAUAUCAAGAUUCUUGUUUUAACGCUUUUGAAGGCAAGUGUCAGUUUACAGUCUUCUUUGAACCUAAUGAUUAUGGAUAUGAUAUUUGUCUUACUAAUUGAAUUUUUAUGUUGAAAUUCAGUACAUUCACGUGAACAUUGCAUUCCCUCAUUUUAGGAUAUUUUAAGGCAUCUUUUCAUUGCGUUGCUGUGUUGGCAAACAAACAAUGAACUGACAACACUGCAGUUUGGGGAUGUCAGUGUGCAAAAAUACAUUUCACAGCUUUGGUCUUUUGCUUCUAAAAGUUGAAAUUUGGGUAAAAAAUCUAUUGUUUUCUGCUUUCCAACUCAUUGUUGACGUUAAACUUGUACCCUCAGUCUUGCUAUAUGCCUUUCUAGUCAAGCUUGUACAGCAUAUUGCGCAGCUAGCGUUGUUUGGCUCUGUCUCUUUAUGUCCUGAUGUAUUGUGCAGUUUGGCCACUUCGGGGACAAUCUGUCAGCAACCAGCUGUGUUCUGACAGCAGGUUGUGUCUGUUUCAGAAAAUUGCUGUUUGAAAUGAUGCGACGUGAAAAGUCCUGAGAUGUGCUCCACUGAUGGUUUUCUGGAACACUGUCAGCUUCCGCAUUUAGUGAUGGAUUUAAAUCUCUUGUGUAAAUAAACUGCUUUUUAUCUUUAAAGUAUUGCAGCUCCUGUAACACGUAUACUUUCAUUCUGCGUGGAGAUCAAAACCUUUGCAGCUUUGAUGGUGUGAACUAUGCAGUGUCGUGUUUUGAGAUCAGGUUCCUCCAAUGUGAUAUAAGUGCAUAAUUAUGCUGCAGGAGAGGAUAUUUGCAGAAAUAGAAGGAUGUUUUGGGAAACGGCUUUAGUCACACGCCCUCUUGGUUAGAAUUAGAUGAGAAGAUCAGCUGUGAUGUGUCACUUUUAAACACAGGAUCCAAAAAGCCGUUGUAGCAAUUUAUUUGUUAUAGGCAAUGUUUGUUAGCUGGAAGGAUGAGCGGAUGGAUAACGUGAUGUUUUUUUUCUACACAUAACAGAAGUAACAAAUAUACAAAGGCAAAAUAAAUACAGUGACAGAUCAUGUCAAAAUGUCAGCAUCACUAAGUUGUUUUAUUAAUAAAGUAAAGUGGGCUGACAGUGGUUGAACUUACUUCAUUAAUGCACCCAUGCACGAUCUUGGCAUUUUUCCUCAUUCAGAACAACCAUGAGACAAUCAUCACUGGUGAGAUAUUGACAAAGUGAAAUAACAAAAGUAGGUUCAAAAGGCUAUUUAAAAAAAAAAAGAAAUUAAACUCCCAGUGGUUUUCUUUGUUCUUGGUGCAGAGGUUUUGAUGGAAAGGUGCGUUUCAGGCCAGAAAGGGAGGAGUUUUACAACCUCCUGGGUGUGUUGGAUGACCGGUUGUGCAGUACAGAGUUAGGAGUGGUGACUUCAGGUGAGGAGAGUUGUUCAAACUUGUGAUUAUAGCAUGAGCAGUAUCAGUUUGUUAAUGUAUUCUUGCAAAGAAAAUGAGGAUGAAUUUUUCCGAAGUUCAUAUAAUAUCCAAAGUCAUGGCUGCUCUUUAUGAGCCAGUGUUGUCAUUUAUAAUAUAGGCUGCUCUGAAAGAUUUCAAAUGCCACCUUUGUAUUCUGUAACAUAACUUUAUUAUGUAUUUAAAUACAAAGAACUGGAGAGAUGGACCUAUUCAUGUCAUUAAAUUCUCUGAUUUGUUUUUUUGGUGCAGAAGCGCCACCAA